GAGCGCUGUUCGAUUUGUUCAUUCAACCGUUUGGUCCCCAAUCGACUUUGUAGCUUAUCGCAUUUUAUUCUGCAUCGUCAGGAAGAUAUUUUACAUAAAGAUUUAUAAAAUUUAUAAAAAUGGUGGUAAAAGCUGUAUGCGUAAUUAACGGAGACGUUAAGGGAACCGUUCACUUUGAACAGCAGGAUGCAAAGUCUCCCGUCCUAGUCACUGGUGAGGUUAACGGACUUGCUAAGGGUCUGCAUGGCUUCCAUGUACACGAAUUCGGGGACAACACCAACGGUUGCACUUCGGCUGGCCCUCAUUUCAACCCUUAUGGAAAUUCGCAUGGUGCACCAUCCGAUUUGAACCGUCAUUUGGGCGAUUUAGGCAAUAUUGAAGCCAGUGGCGAUGGAGCAACGAAGGUCGAAAUCAGCGACAAGCUGAUUACCUUGUUUGGUGAAAAUAGCAUCGUUGGACGUACUAUUGUUGUACAUGCUGAUCCUGAUGAUUUGGGUAAAGGUGGUCAUGAAUUAAGCAAGACAACUGGCAACGCUGGGGCUCGCCUUGGUUGUGGCGUCAUUGGAAUUUGCAAGAUUUAAAUUGUUUGUUGCUGAGAAGACAAUGAGAAGGGUAAAACCAGAAAGUACUAUAUAUCCAUACCCAUUCUUAUGUAAAUAUGUAGACUACCAGCAAUAAAGAUUAGAAUAGUGUAAGUUAAUCAAAAAUACCUAUACAGAGAGGGUACAAUUGGAAUGUUUUCAAUAUAAAAAUUAACACAAAUAAAAUAUGGUUUAUUGGAUAACAUAAA
This is a messenger RNA of Ceratitis capitata (Mediterranean fruit fly), 790 nucleotides long. It is a transcript of the gene Sod1, whose product is annotated as superoxide dismutase [Cu-Zn]-like. The transcript is spliced from 3 exons. Gene Ontology annotation, molecular function: copper ion binding; superoxide dismutase activity. The record is from RefSeq and is a predicted model, not a curated record. Lineage: Eukaryota; Metazoa; Arthropoda; Insecta; Diptera; Tephritidae. Gene Ontology annotation, biological process: removal of superoxide radicals. The coding region runs from base 120 to 581 and encodes 153 amino acids.